UUGGAAAGAAUUGUCAUCGUGCAUAUAAAUACUGUACGCUUUUUCGGUUAAUCCCUCAAGCUCAUUUCGAACCGUGAAAUGCACUCUGACCGAAUGUGGCUCGACCCCGUGUGGAUCAAAACGGGCCUAGUGUGCAACCGUCGCUGCAUAAUCUCCAGCUUCACGAGCAUUUGAGAGCAGGGACGAAUUCCUUCCCACAUUUAUUGCCAGCCAUAAGUAGCGCGGCCAGGUGAUCUUAUUCUGCUUCAGACCGAUAUUCUCUUUCAUGGCUCCUGCCCAUUCAUGACAAAGCUUUGAUGCCCGUCUACUGAGUUCGAGUGGCACAUGCGGAGUUUAAUGCUUCCGGACUCUUGGACUUUCUAGGCAAUUCCAGCAUCAAUGCGGACAUACGCAGCGAAACGGCCCGCAUUUACGAGCAGUGAGCUCUCUCGGACUCGACGAAAUUUGCAGAAACCGUGCUUGCCAGUGGCAGCUGCUGCCGGACGACCGAAUGAGACUACGGUAGAGCUUCGAAAUGCGGAUCUCAAAAGCCUCGACAUCGUUCGCACAUCACUCACUCUCACAUACACACACUAACAAACUCCGUUCUUUCCUCCAGCGAGAAGUGUCUGAUUCGUCUUCGUCCACAGGGAGACUUUUGUGGAUCGAGAGCAAAUAAUUUUAUGGUGUUCAUUGUACUCAUUCAUGUGAUGAAAUCAGGUGAUUCCGAGCUCCUGGCAACCACUGAAGCGACGCAGAUCCUGCACCUUGUCACGAGAAUGCGGUUGCGACUCGAGACAAUCCGUCGUUGCGGUGCGUUGCUGGAGACGGUCGACCGGCCGAUUUGCUGGGGCCGACACUCCAUGACACUUACGAGAAGCUUCUUCCACUUUGACCGAGAAUCUUCCACCGAGAAUCUUCACGGAUCAGAAAUCGAGACUCCAUGCAGUGGAAUGCCGACUUUUCGAGUGGAGGCUAGUCUCCCGAGCGAGAGGCAGUCGAGGUCUCUGCGUAGGUUCGCUCACUGACGCGACGGGCCACAAGGGGCGUUACGCCCCGGGGUCCCUAGAAAGGCCCAUCCAACCGUUUUGCGUCAUUAAUCCAGCCAGCGUCGGCUUGGCGGCACCCGCAGCCCCCUCUAGAGAUUACCGUUGCAGCUCCAGCUGCAGCUGGAGGUGCUGCCUGACGCGCAUUCAUUCUUUCUUUCAUUCUUUCUCUCUUUCUUUCAUACUUUCGUUCUUUCUUUUAACUGUCCGGGGGAGUCUGAACUGAAUUUGAGCCCUUGACAUUGUUUGUUUGUGAUUCGAGAUGAUGAGAAUAAAAUUACCCGAAGGAUUAAAC
Messenger RNA from Marchantia polymorpha subsp. ruderalis, 1320 nucleotides. The record is from the annotation of a GenBank genome assembly. NCBI's taxonomy places the organism in Eukaryota, Viridiplantae, Streptophyta, Marchantiopsida, Marchantiales, Marchantiaceae.